Molecule: messenger RNA, 1571 nt
Organism: Bemisia tabaci
Lineage: Eukaryota; Metazoa; Arthropoda; Insecta; Hemiptera; Aleyrodidae
Source: RefSeq, a predicted model, not a curated record
GUAUGAAACUGCCAAGGCUGAGCUGAUUGUAUAAAAGUCAGUGUCAGUGUGGACGGAAGGUUGUUACUCGUUUUCCAAGUGUGCGGGAUCUGAAGUACUGGUAUACGAUACAGGAAUGUUUUUCGGGAAGUGCAGGCCCCGAGGGGCAAAGCCAAAAAUGGUGUGCGUUUACUUGGUAUUUUGUGCGGUGAUAUUUUUACUUCAUCUUUACGAGAGCCUCGCUGGUAAACACACGGGGACAGUGAAGCUAGGAUCGAAGAAUAAUAAGAUGGAGCGCCACAAAACGAAUGACCCCUGCUCAAAAUGGUAUUGGAGCUCAGAUGAGAAAUCCCCAGAAGCCCGAGGGGUAAAGUGCAUGAAAGCCUGCGAACAAAUAGCAAAUGAAUGGAAUCGAAUCGAAACCUUGAGAAACGAAUAUUUAGAAGGAAUACCGGAAUUUGUUGGCGCAAUAGGGUCCCACCCCGAAUCCUGUAGGGAAUUGACACAUGGUGCUUGCUCAGACACGAAGCCGAAGUGCUUCUGCAAGAAGAUGAAGGAACGCUCCGAGCACCAGAGCCCAGAGGAACGCACGCCCCCGCCCCGCCGACUCAAAUAUUGCAGGAAAUCUGCUAAAUUGUAUGGAAAAGUACUGCAGCAAGACGGUAUUCAUAUUGAUGACCCUAGUAAAAUUCCUACGUAACUUAUCAACACGCAUUACAAACGGCAACAUUCCAAAAGCGCAAACUCCAAGAGCGCAAAUUUUGAUUUUGCGCUGUUGGGAUAGUGAAAACAAGGAGUAACGACAAGGUGUAAGCACGUAUAGAUCAACGGACGCUCAGAUCAUCAUCGUCAGGAAGCACCGUUUGCGCAAACGGGCACACCGAAAACUGGGGACAAGGAGGUAUUAGAAAUCCGAUUUUAUUAUCAUUUUAUUGGAUUCUGAAUCCAGUGCGCACUCUGCUUUUAAGAGAGUUUUCUCUUACGGGCAGGUUACUGACAAUUCAUUUGCACAUCAUAUUCCUAUGAGAACUCCAUUAGUUCCAGAUUAUUUUAUUUAUGGUCCUAAUUGAAAUCGUUAGAAGAUUAAUUCGAUCUUAAUCGCUAUAUCAAUUAUAAUUUCUGAUCAUUUAUCAAUUAAACAUGUUAAACAAGUUUAAUUGAUACAUGAUCAGAAAUUAUAAUUGAUAUAGCGAUUAAGAUCGAAUUAAUCUUCUAACGAUUUCAAUUAGGACCAUAAAUAAAAUAAUCUGGAACUAAUGGAGUUCUCAUAGGAAUUUGAUGUGCAAAUGAAUUUUCAGUAACCUGCCCGUAAGAGAAAACUCUUAAAAGCAGAGUGCGCACUGGAUUCAGAAUCCAAUAAAAUGAUAAUAAAAUCGGAUUUCUAAUACCUCCUAGUCCCCAGUUUUCGGUGUGCCCGUUUGCGCAAACGGUGCUUCCUGACGAUGAUGAUCUGAGCGUCCGUUGAUCUAUACGUGCUUACAGGCUGCUUUAUGUUGCUGUUUAUUUCUGUUUAUUAUUAUUGCUGUUUUAUCAUAACUUAUAAUAUACUUUGUCAAAAACCCUAUUAUUACACAUAUAUAUUUCACGUCAUA